AUGGCCGCGCCGCUGUGGCCGCGCGCCAAUGAGAGCGGCGGCUGGCCGGAGCAGGGCGGCGCCGGGCCGGGGGCGAGGCGGCUGGCCACGGCGCUGCUGUUCCUGGCGGCCGUCGCGCUGCCGUGCCUCGUGCUGUACCGCGCCGUCGCGCCCGGCGGGGUGCUCGUCCAGCCCGCCGCCCGCCUGCCGUGGCUACAGGCCGGCGCGCCGCCGCACGACGACGACGACGUCGACCUGGUACAGGAGAGCGAGAGCGAGGACGUGAGGCUGGAGCGAGUGCUCCGGGCGGCGGCGAUGGCCAACGACACGGUGAUCCUGACGACGCUCAACUCGGCGUGGGCGGAGCCGGGGUCCAUGGUGGACGUGUUCCUGGAGAGCUUCCGGUUGGGCGAGCACACCCGGGAGCUGCUCGACCACCUCGUCAUCGUCUCGCUCGACCUCGCGGCGCACCGCCGCUGCAAGCAGAUCCACCCGCACUGCCUGGCGGUGGCCACGGAGGGCGUCGACUUCUCGGGGCAGAAGAACUUCAUGACGGACGGGUACCUGCGGAUGAUGUGGCGCCGGAUCGACUUCCUCCGGCAGGUCCUGGAGAAGGGCUACAGCUUCAUCUUCACGGACACGGACAUCGUGUGGCUGCGCAGCCCGCUGCCGCGCCUCUACGCCGAGGGGAACUUCCAGAUCGCCUGCGACCACUUCACCGGCGACCCCGACGACGUCCUCGGCAACGCGCCCAACGGCGGCUUCGCCUACGCGCGCGCCAACACCGAGACGGUGGAGCUGUACCGCUACUGGUACGCGGCUAGGGAGCGCCACCCGGGCCUGCACGACCAGGACGUGCUCAACCUCAUCAAGGCCGACCGCUACCUGGCCGAGGUGGGCGUCCGGAUCAGGUUCCUCAGCACCGAAUUCUUCGGGGGCCUCUGCGAGCCCAGCCGCAACCUCAGCGCCGUCUGCACCAUGCACGCCAACUGCUGCGUCGGCCUCCGCCGCAAGAUCGCCGACCUCACCCUCAUCCUCCACGACUGGAGGAGCUUCAUGUCGCUCAGGGGCCCCGACAAGCGCUCCGCCGCCUCAUGGAGCGUGCCACGGAACUGCAGACUGGAUAAAGUGGAGGAGUAG
This is a messenger RNA of Triticum turgidum subsp. durum (durum wheat), 1119 nucleotides long. NCBI's taxonomy places the organism in Eukaryota, Viridiplantae, Streptophyta, Magnoliopsida, Poales, Poaceae. The record is from the annotation of a GenBank genome assembly.